AUGCCAUCGCUGGUGCUGCAAGAGUCGGCUGUAGGCGCUCCUGAGAAUGGUCCUCACUCGGUAGCAGCGGCACUCCUCGACCACAAGCCCGUCCUCGUGGCUGCCGUGGGCGACAGAGUGGAUCUUUUGGAUGAGGGAUGCAAGCUCGUGCAGGGCUUGCUGCUCGAAGAGGCGUUUCCGGGACAGGCGGGCGAGGGAAAGGUCGAUGCGGUCGCAGUGGACGUCUCUUCGGGACGGAUCACGGCUGUCUCACGGCGACGGAUAGCCGUUUGGACGAGCGGACGAGGGCAGUCCUGGCGGAUCCACUCGAGUUUCGCUGUGUCGCACGACGUGCAGGCCAUCGACUUUGUCAAGGGCAUGAUCGUCGUUGCGGGUGAAGCAGCGACUCUCUGGUCUCUCGACGAGCGGGGCGCUCUGCCGGUCUGGACGCGCGUCGGGUCGCUGCCGCCGAACCGACUAGUCUCGCUGGCUCGAUUGUCCCCCUCGGCACUCGUCCUCGCUACGGUGGCGCCGACCAGCAGCACCGUCGUGCUCAUCAAUGUCCUCCCCGCAUCCUCGACAUCCGCCAACCGCCUCUCCUUCCGCUCUCGCGCCAUCCACUCUGUCCGCAUUCGCAGCGUCUCGUGGCGUCCGAGCGACGACAUCGCAGACUCCGGUCCAGUCCUCUUCACCCAGACCAUCGACGGCGUCUUCCGCGUCUGGGGCUGCGUGAUCGACGAACCCGACUUUUUUUCGCUAUGGACUUCGCUUGAUGUCCAUUCGACGCUGCCGAAGCAGCUCCCUCUCGCGACGUUGUACUGGCGGACUCGGCCGAUGGAGCGGACGCAGCAUCCUGAGCGAGGCGGGACGGAGGAUGACUUUGUGACCGUCUUCUCUGACGGGUCUGUACACCUGACGACUGUCUCGAAUUUCGACUGCCGACCACCAACCUGCCUGACGCAGACAACGGAAGUCCUGCAGGAGAACGUUUUCCAGCCGACCGAGCUACCCAACUUCCGCUACCCGCACCUCCUCCCAUCUCGCAGCGAUCCAGCUUCGUUCCACCUCAUCGGCCGCUCUUCCCGCGGCACCUUCGUUCACUCCCGCGCGACAGUGCCAACAUCGCGACUUAUCGCAGCGACGAAGCCGGUCUUCCACGGUUCGCCUGUCGCACCGUCAGUCAGCGUUGUCGGCCGGAUUCGCCAGCUUCGACCGACGCUGAAAGGAGACGGCGAGGCGGUUCUUGUGCUGGGAGAGAACGGGCGGAUACAAAGCUGGGAGAUGGGUGACGACGAGGUUGUGACGGAAUCAUUCGUAGCGGACGCGCAUCUGCCUCCUGAUGCGAAGAUCGCGACAUGGCGAGGAGGUCGAGUGAUAGCAUCUGCGUCAGGCGACCGGGUCCAGGUUCUCAAGUUCCGCCGCUCGGGUCAACUACGCUUCAUUACCGCCGCCAAGUCACCAGUCUCGAUGGACGACGCCCUGACCUUUUUCGUCGUCCGCACGAACGAAGACUCACUCAGCACGACCAUUGUCGGCGUCACCUCCGAGUCGGUCAUCCGCACCUGGAUCUACCACUACCCGUCGAAGAGCCUCACGGACGGUCCCUCUCACGACUUGGGCGCGACUCGCUACACCCUCGCUUCGCCUGUUCCAAUCGAGCCCGGCUUGGAAGUUGUCGACGAGGUUUCGGUCGUACUGCUUGACGAGGAGGGCACGCUGCAUCGCUGGUCGACGCGCUUGUCCGAGCCGUACGAGGGGUGGUACCCGGAUGGGACGGUCAAGACGGGACUAAAGAAGGUGCAGGCGAUCGCGUGCAGCUGGGAUGGGACGUCGGCGUUCGUCUCGCUCGAGGACGACGACCGACCACGACUCUCGAUUUGGAAUCCAAAGGCGUCCGAAUUCAGCUCAGGCGAGCAGUUCUCGCAAGCACUCGACGACCCCCUCGUCAAGCUCGAAUGGUCGGUCGACGGGCGAACUCUCGCGGUUGCGGCAGCAAAGGAGGUCUCGCUCUGGUGUGCGCAACGGCUAGACGACCUGACAGGACGACCGAGCUGGACGACCUAUGCGACCGUGCGGAUAGACGACGUCUUGCCUGCGCCCAUCACGAACGUCCGCUGGCUUGCAACCGGUCUCGCCGUCGCGGCAGCAGACCACCUCUUCUUCUAUUCUUCGAAGCUCGACGCAGGCCAUCAAGACGCACAUCGACUCGCGGCGAGCCUCUGUGCCCCUCUGCCGCUCCAUCACCCUCAACUGCUGUUCCAGGCUCUCCUGCAAGGCCUCUUCGACGUCGUCGUCAAAGUGCUCGUUGGCCUCGCAGCCGAGCUCACGAUGGACGGACACCUCACGCCCGUGCCGAUGAAGGAGGGCGUGCAGAAGCUUACGCUCGACGCCUUCCUUCGAAACCCGCAUCGCAGUACCAAGAAGAAGAGCGCUUCGCAUGACAUCUUUGCCGCUCUCACCACCUCCGGCUCCUCCUCUUCCUCAUCCGAACCGCGUCCCUCUCUCUCCGCCGACGACGUUUCGCGACUCUUGGCUGCAUUGCGCCGUCGCUCCCUUCAUGGCCUCAACAAGCUCGACCACGAGCAUCUCGCCGUCCUAGUUCAGACCGUCUUCGAGACACAAAGUCGCACGCUCGCACUCGACGACAACGGCGUCCGUUUCCUCAUUUCGAUGCGAUCCUUCUUCCUCUACAACACGUCGCCUGCUUCUCCGCCCUCUUCUACACCCUCCGGCAAUCAGAAGCCGACGCCUCGCCUGCAGUACCGCGACAUGGUCUGGGCAUUCCAUAGCGAGAACCAGGACGUCUUGCUCGAGGAAUGCACGAAGGCAAGCGGGGGAAAGCUGACGUGGGCCGCGGCGAGGACGCUGGGCGUCGCGCUGUGGCUGAAGUCGCCCGAGGUCUUGGUCCGCACCAUCGAGUCGAUCGGCCGUACCGAGUUCAGCAAGCCCGACGCAGAAGACCGCGACCCAAUCUCGGCGAUGCUGUUCUACCUCGCGCUCAAGAAGCGACACAUCGUCACGACCUUCUGGAAGCAGGCCAGCGGGCACGCCGAGCAACGCCAGAUGAUCAAGUUCUUGUCGAACGACUUUGACGAGCCGAGGUGGAAGUCGGCGGCGCUGAAGAAUGCGUUUGCAUUGAUGAGCAAGCAGCGCUUCCUUUUCGCCGCUGCCUUCUUCCUCCUCGGCGGCAGUCUCAAAGAUGCCGUCAGCGUUUGUAUCCGUCAACUCGACGACUUCCAGCUUGCAAUUGCGCUCGCGCGGACGUACGAAGGGGGCGACGACGGACCUGUCUUGCGAUCGUUACUGGAGGAGACGGUCGUUCCGCUGGCCUUUGCGAAGGGCUAUCGGUGGCUUGGGAGCUGGGCAUUGUGGAUGCUGGGCAGGCGGGAUCUGGCGGUACAGAUUAUCGUCACACCGCUUUCCGACCUCGCCACUCGCCUGCCGUACAAGUUACCCGUCGUCUCGAGCCCGGCGCGCGAAGACCCGGCACUUGUCUUCCUGUUCGCCCAGCUGCGGAGCUGGUCGCUCCAGACGGUCAAGGGUGCGAUCGCCGUGCCCGGCAAGACCGAGUUCAACUUUGUCUUGCACAUCUCGCGCAUCCUGUGCCGCAUGGGUUGCCACGUUCUCGCUCUCAACCUCCUGCGCACCUGGCAAUUCGCGCCGCCCUCUGCCUCUGCCGCCCCUUGUCGACCUUCUCUCCUCGGCGCCCACACUCGCCGGCACUCUCUCCUCCUCAGCUCAACCAAACUCGACAUCUCACUCCCGCCAUCCAACAUGCCCAGCCGAGUCGCCUCUCCCGCGCCGGUCCAAGCAGAAGGCGAGGACGCAGAGGAAAGGGAGAGGCAGCGGAAGCAGUUCAGGGAGGUCGUCAAGACGGUGAGGGUCGAGGCGAAGGCUCCCGCCGAGUUCUCGUUCGACGCCUUUAACUUCUAG
Rhodotorula toruloides NP11 is the source of this 3912-nucleotide messenger RNA. Its product is annotated as WD repeat protein. Gene Ontology annotation, cellular component: RAVE complex. The record is from RefSeq and is a predicted model, not a curated record. Lineage: Eukaryota; Fungi; Basidiomycota; Microbotryomycetes; Sporidiobolales; Sporidiobolaceae. Gene Ontology annotation, biological process: vacuolar acidification. Gene Ontology annotation, molecular function: protein binding. The transcript is spliced from 21 exons. Bases 1 to 3912 code for a protein of 1303 amino acids.